Messenger RNA from Brettanomyces bruxellensis, 444 nucleotides. It is a transcript of the gene RPB8, whose product is annotated as DNA-directed RNA polymerases I, II, and III subunit RPABC3. Gene Ontology annotation, cellular component: RNA polymerase II, core complex; RNA polymerase I complex; RNA polymerase III complex. The coding region runs from base 1 to 444 and encodes 147 amino acids. Gene Ontology annotation, biological process: DNA-templated transcription. Gene Ontology annotation, molecular function: DNA-directed RNA polymerase activity. The record is from RefSeq and is a predicted model, not a curated record. The transcript has a single exon. Lineage: Eukaryota; Fungi; Ascomycota; Pichiomycetes; Pichiales; Pichiaceae.
AUGUCCUCUACACUUUUUGAUGAUAUCUUUGAUGUUGAGUCGGUGGAUCACGGCAGAUAUACGAAAGUUUGCAGGGUCAUUGCAAAAUCUACUACUUCUCCAGACACUAAGAUAACUAUAGAUAUAAAUACGGAACUUUUCCCUGUGGCAAAGAUGGACACGCUCACGAUUACAUUGGCCAAAUCUCUCAGCAUUGAUGACUCGGGGGACUCCGGAAUGUUCACGGCAAAUGGAUCAUGGAGACCUCCAAAGCCAAACCAACGUACUUUGAUGGAUGAUUACGAUUAUGUGAUGUAUGGUACUGUUUAUAAAUUUGAGGAGGGCUCAAACGAUAAGAUCUCACUAUAUUGCUCGUUUGGCGGUUUGUUGAUGUGCUUGGAAGGUAACUACAGAACAUUAUCAUCAUUGAGACAGGAGAACUUAUACAUUCUCAUGAGACAUUAG